CUCAUAUUAAUUAAAUUAAAUGGGUUGCUGUAUAAAAUCUAAUAAAUUCAAUAAGAUUUCAGUCAUCAAAACGUCUGGUGGUGUGAAUAUUUUUACAUCAACAACAGAUAUUCAUCAAAUUUAUACUUUUGGAAAAAUAAUGGGAAAUGGUGUCUUUGGAAAAGUAAUGAUGGCGAAGAUGAAAUCAAACGAUGAGAAACUAUUCGCAAUUAAAGUUAUAGAUAAAAUCAAGAUUAAAGGAAAAGAAACUUAGUUAUCCAAUGAAAUUUACUUUCUUUAAAAACUUGAUCAUCCAAACAUAGUAAAAUUUUAUGAAGUUUAUCAAAAUAAUUUGAAUUACUACAUUUGUAUGGAAUAUUGUGGAGGAGGGGAACUAGUGAAAAGAUUUCCACAAAAUUAAAAUUCAUUAACAGAAGGAUAAUGCCAAAAAAUUGCUUUUAAAGUACUAAUCUCUAAAACUAUGAAUGUAGAUACUUUCAGCAAUGGCUUAUAUGCAUGAAUAAGGCAUUAUACAUAGAGAUAUUAAACCAGAGAACAUUUUAUAUAGUUCAAAAGAUUUGAAUUCAGAACCAAAAAUUAUUGAUUUUGGAAUGGCAAUUAAACUAGAUGAAGAACAAUCAAAGUAAAUAUUAAAUAUAAAUAGUACAGAAUACGAAUGAAUUGUGUUGGAACUCCAUUAUAUGUAGCACCUGAAGUAAUAGAUGGAUAAUAUAGUGAUAAAUGUGAUAUUUGGAGUUUUGGGAUAAUGCUCUUCUAUUUGUUAUGUGGAUAUCCACCAUUUUAUGCUGGUAAUUAAAAGGAUUUAUUCAAUAAUAUUUAAAAUUAAGAAGUAAUUAUUUAUUAAUAAACUAGUUAAUUUUCGAUAGAAGACAUUGGAAUUUGAUGUCAAAAGAAGUUAAGACUCUCCUCAAACGAAUAUUAUGUAAAAAUCCACUUGUCAGACCUACUGCAAAAGAACUCUUGAAGGAUCAAUGGUUUAAUAUUUCUUUGGAAGGGGCUGAAAAUAAAAAGAAUUUAAGACGAUCUAAAACAAAAGCUACUAUCUCAAUGCAAAUAGCUCCAAAUGAUUAUUUUGAAGAUUGCAGAUCUAUUUAUCAAAUUUUAAAGAAAUAUAAAAAUGGAGCAAAAUUUAAGAAAGAAGUAAUGAAAGUCCUCAUAAACUUAAUGAAUGAAAGGGAUUUGGAACUUGUAAAGAGACUUUUUCAGAAAAUUGAUGAAGAUAAUUCUGGAACCAUAACGUAUUGUGAAUUAUAGAAAGCAUUUUUGAAGGAGGUAUAAAAUGAAUUAAAGUCAAAUAGGGAUCUAUAGUAUCAUAAGAAGAAAUAAAAUCAUUGAUGAUGGCUAUAGGAUUUGAAAACGAAAAUGAAACCGAAGAUUGUUCUUCUAUUAAAUCUUAUUAGUCUUUAGUAAUCAAAUAUAGUGAUUUUUUAUUGGCUUGUAUCGAUGAAAAAAAAGUACUUACGAAAGAUAAAGUAUUCAUUUUUUAAAUAAUAAUAAGUUGUUCUCUUUAUUCAAAUACUUUGAUACUUAAAAUAUGAAUUUUAUCACAAAAGAAAAUAUUUAAGAGGUUUUUGCACGACAUGGUAAAUCCUUGACUGAUACUAAAAUUAAUGAAAUGAUAUUUGAAAUUGACCCAAAUCACGAUUAUAAAAUUACAUUUGAUGAGUUUUGCUAAAUGAUGUCUACUGAUAUUGUUACAUAAUUUAUUGAAAUAAAAGAAGGUAUGAAUGAAAAAUAGACAUGUACAUCAUCUAAUAUUCAAAAAGAAACAAAACUAAUUUAAUUUGAGUGA
Paramecium sonneborni is the source of this 1792-nucleotide messenger RNA. Lineage: Eukaryota; Ciliophora; Oligohymenophorea; Peniculida; Parameciidae. The record is from the annotation of a GenBank genome assembly.